Molecule: messenger RNA, 422 nt
Organism: Sphaeramia orbicularis (orbiculate cardinalfish)
Lineage: Eukaryota; Metazoa; Chordata; Actinopteri; Kurtiformes; Apogonidae
Gene: atp5f1e
Product: ATP synthase F1 subunit epsilon
Exons: 3
Coding region: 85-243 (52 amino acids)
Biological process (GO): proton motive force-driven mitochondrial ATP synthesis
Cellular component (GO): mitochondrial inner membrane
Molecular function (GO): proton-transporting ATP synthase activity, rotational mechanism
Source: RefSeq, a predicted model, not a curated record
GUUUUUAUUGGAUGGUCUGAAGGGAACGUAUCACUUAUGACGUCACCACGCACGCACUGUCCUUGAAGCCGUAACACAGUCAAGAUGGUUGCUUACUGGAGACAGGCAGGCCUCAGCUACAUUCGCUUCUCCAGCAUCUGCGCCAGCGCGGUGCGGGCUGCACUGAAGCCGCAGUUCAAAACCGAGGCAGUGAAGGCCGCAGAAGCCAGCGUCAAAGUCGCAAAACCCAAAACAGCAGCAUGAUGUGAUCCUGUGAUGUAGAUAAUCCUUUUCUAGAAGUAGUGAUGUCCUGAUGAUGUCCUUCUGUGGAUAAAAGUAAAGAUGGAUGACAUCCAGAUCGUCUGUGGAACUGACCAGGACCUGAAUGAAAUUGCUGUCAUUUUUCCCUUUCAUUUGUAAUUAAAGUCAUAUUAAUGGUGGAA